AAGAUUGAGUAAAUUUUGGAACACAGCAUCUGUCAGCUCUAGUGGCUCUGUGACGUAAUCGGUUGCUUUUCGGCGGAUGCCGCUCGAGCAGUUUGUGUGCAUUUGUGUGCACCGAGCAAAAUGGCGGUGGCAGCUGAGGGAAGCGGCGCGUAGUCGGGGUAUGGGGGUUGCGAACCGAGCCUUGUGUCGUACAAUGCACCUCCGACUGGCUGCGUGGGCGGCAGCACGCGAGCGCAGUGUCCGCUAGCCGCAACAUGGGCGGUAAACAGAGCACGUCGUCGAGCGGCCGGCCGUCCCAGCCGGGAGCUGGCGACAGUCGAGCGGCGGCAGGCCCACUGGCAUCCCUGCUGUCUCCGGUGUCGACGAGCAGCGGCGACCCCCGGCUACGUGCGCGUAGCCUGUCCAGCGUGCUCAGCAUCCCGGCCCCCUCGCAGAGUCCCGAGUCGCCGGUCGAGUCGGGCUCCAGCACGCCGGACGGCACGCCGUUUGGACGUGUGUUCGCAGCCCACUCUCUGCCCGUGCACUUGGUCUCCUUCAACGGCAUCAAGUGCCCAGUCUGCUCCAAGUUUGUCCUGCCCGACGACGUGGAGUGCCACCUGGUGAUGUGCUUGACCAAGCCCCGCAUCAGCUACAAUGAUGAUGUGCUUCUAGAAGACAAGGGUGAGUGCGUCAUCUGCCUAGAGGAGCUGGCUACGGGUGACAACAUUGCCCGCCUGCCCUGUCUCUGCAUCUACCACAAGAGGUGCAUCGACGCCUGGUUUGAGGUGAACCGGUCGUGCCCCGAGCACCCCCUGGACUGACCCUGGGGCCACGUGCCUUUGUGCCUGGGGUGGGGCGCCGGCGGGAGGCCCCAGGAGGGCCGCUGUGAUAUUCUCGGCUGGCCGCCCGGGAGGGCCAGUCUCCCGCGGGCCUCGCCAGGCUGGGCCAGUGCGUCGGGCUUUCCCAGAGUGCAAUCGAGUUCUGUUACUCCACCCGGAGUUAUCUUAGUUUAUGGGAGGACAGAUGAUAUAUUUACACGCUGGUUUCUCGCAUUGUGUGUGCUUUCGAGCAUCGGGGAAUUUGUAAAGUUGGAAACCUUUCUACGAUGCGCUUGGGUGGAAAGAAAAAACGCCAGUAUAAAUUGCUGCCAUAGCAAAUUGCAAGUAACUGCUUGUAUAGCAUGUGUGCGAAUGUGGUUCCUUUUUGUUUCGUUGUUUUUUCGUACAAACACUAUGAAAAUAAAGAUUAUUGCGCAUUUUUUUAAACUUUCA
Ixodes scapularis (black-legged tick) is the source of this 1250-nucleotide messenger RNA. RefSeq names its product E3 ubiquitin-protein ligase ZNRF2. Bases 255 to 800 code for a protein of 181 amino acids. The transcript is spliced from 4 exons. The record is from RefSeq and is a predicted model, not a curated record. NCBI's taxonomy places the organism in Eukaryota, Metazoa, Arthropoda, Arachnida, Ixodida, Ixodidae.